GAGCUCCCCCUCCCCUCCUCCCCUCAUUUUGAACCAAACAUAUCCUACAUUUUCUCAGUGUUUAUUCUGUCAAAAUUUCUCUCAUUCUCGGCCUUCGGCACCAGCGGCGGCGACGCACUGUCGAUCACGGUGUUCCGGUGAGUUCUCUACGCAUUCCAUUUAAUUCGCGCAUCUCGGCCUCGAAGCUCGCCACCGGCCGCCCUUCCCACCUCGCAGUCGCGCGCGCACAAUACUAUCGGUGUUUCUGUAGAUGUUUCUGAGAAGAGCAUUUGAAAGGACUCUGUUAGCGGCCGCCAAAUCGGAGGCUUCAGCUGCUCCGGCAGCAGCUGCAGCUUCUUCUACAGCUCUGCGGAAUCCACUUGAGGAGUUCUUUGAGGCUGAUAGAAAUCCAGAGAACAAGAAGCGUGUGAUAUAUGGUAGGAGUUGGAAGGCUUCGGAACUACGCCUCAAAUCUUGGGAUGACCUUCACAAGCUGUGGUAUGUUCUGCUAAAGGAGAAGAACAUGUUGAUGACUCAGCGUCAGAUGCUGCAGGCUCAAAACCUUCGGUUUCCUAACCCCGAACGACUUCCAAAGGUGCGAAAGUCAAUGUGUCGGAUAAAACAUGUGCUCACCGAGAGAGCCAUUGAAGAAGCCGAUCCUAGGAGGUCUGUAGAAAUGAGAAGGAUGAUCAAUGCCUUGUAAGUCCCUCCUUUCAGUUCACUGUGUCUCCUCUUCGUCGUCGGCCUCGUCGGAAAAUUUAAAUUUUUAAAAUUUUAGAUAUUGAGAAUUUACUCACUUUGUUCAGAUUUCUUCAUUCAUGCUGUGAUGAAUUUUAUCUGAAAUUAUCAUUGAGCAUUUGCAGCUGCUAGUAUUAGUAAACUCGAGGUACAACCAUGGUAGCACGGGGUACAACCUGGGCUCCUUUUUCUUUACAUAUUGGGCUUGGGCCUGAUUAUUUUGGGCCGAAAUAAAUCGUAUGGGUCUGUUUG
Molecule: messenger RNA, 969 nt
Organism: Andrographis paniculata
Lineage: Eukaryota; Viridiplantae; Streptophyta; Magnoliopsida; Lamiales; Acanthaceae
Exons: 4
Coding region: 251-682 (143 amino acids)
Biological process (GO): mitochondrial translation
Cellular component (GO): mitochondrial large ribosomal subunit; mitochondrial ribosome
Molecular function (GO): structural constituent of ribosome
Source: RefSeq, a predicted model, not a curated record